Linum trigynum is the source of this 3584-nucleotide messenger RNA. Lineage: Eukaryota; Viridiplantae; Streptophyta; Magnoliopsida; Malpighiales; Linaceae. The record is from the annotation of a GenBank genome assembly.
GUCAAUACAAUUACACCAAGACUAACAAGAACAAGUGAACAACCUCAUUUUAUAAUUGGAUGGAACCAUAUCCUUGAAUUGAUUACCAAAUAAUCACAUGAAAGGUUUGAUUUUUUCUUUUAAUUAAUUUUUUUUUUUUUGUUGGUCACUGAGAUUCAAGUUUGGUCACUCGAAAUAUUUAAAUUCAUUGGUGGUACUUCAAUUUAGUGUCACAUGCAAGGUUUGAUUUUCUCUCUUAAUUAAUUUUUGUUGGGUUAAUUGCAUGGUUGGUCACUGAGAUUACAAAAAACGUUCAAGUUUGGUCACUCGAAAUAUUUAAAUUAAUUGGUGGUACUUCAAUUUACUGAAACCAUUCACGUUUGGUCACUCUCCGUCCAAUUUCGUUAAACUUUUGCUGAUGUGGUGGUCAACUCUAAAAGUUGACCGUUAAAUGUGUGACGUGAUAAUUUAAAAUUAAUAAAAUUAAAAUUUUCAAAAUUGUCAUCUCAUUUCCACUCAUUUGAAAAGAAAGAUGGGAGAUUAAAUGUGAAAACUGAAAAUUGCCAUCUCUCUUUCUCUCUGAGUUCUAUAAAGAAAUGGGCGUUGUGAUUGUAUUUUUUUCAUUCACCUCUGAAUCCGAUUCCCUCAACAAAGCCCUCUUUCAAACACCGGUUGAAACUUGUGCAUUAUGUGUUCUUUAAUCCAUCACUCUGCCUAACUAAUGCUCAAACAGUUGGCUCCUUCACUCCGCUUUACAUGUUUUUCAUUUCACGAGGGACAUCUUCUCUCAAUUCCAAAAACCCAUAUGGCUCUCAAUCCAAUUUACGUCGCGGGUCAUUCUCGCGACAGUUAGCAGAAGUUGCGGGCUUGUAAUAAUGGUGGCAUUGAUUUUGGUUUCGGUAAGCAGAUUCAUGCAAUGCAAGGAUCACUUUUCAUGGACAGAUUCUAAUCCUAUAGCAUUGAAUCCUCUUAUUGCUUUGUAUGCUAAAUUGGGGUUAAUUCUCUUCUGCUAAAUGGGUUUUUGACAAUUUAGAUUGGAAAGAUAGUGUUUAAUGGGUGGCUGUGAAUUUAAUUUAUAAGUUUGUUUCGAGUUUGAGAGAAAUUUUACAAUGUUAUAUAGUAUUGGUGCUAUAGGUCUUUGUCUUUGUGGUACAACUUAAAAUUGUACAUUUACGUUAUGGUACAACUUCAGAUUGUACCUAUACUUUUUGUACAAAUUUUUUUAUGGUACAACUUGAAUUUGUAUUUUUAUGUGAUUGUAUCAUAACAUAAUGAUACAAAUUGUUUUAUGAUACAAUCUAAACUUAUACAUUUAAUUUUAUGGUACAACUUUGAGUUGUAGAUUAAAGCAUCAAUGCUAUAUAGCAUAGUAGAAGUGCUCCGAAUUUGAAUGUUUAAACUACAAAUAAAUAAAUUAGGAAUAUUAGAGUAAAAUUAACUUAAUUAGGGUGACAAAUAAGAAUUUUUAUCACUGAAACCAAAAGAUCAGUAUUAUCCAGGUGCCACCGGUUACUUGACCACGUGGCUCCGCCUAAUACUCCAAUUUUAUAAUCAUCCUCUGUAAAGUGUCAUCAGUAUCCAUCGUGAUUCCAAAAAAGGCAAAGAAGAAGAAACCCCAUACGAAUUGAAUCCAACCGAAUCCCUUCCCACCUUUGCUCGGCGAAGUCAGCGGACCGUCGCCGGAAUUCCGUAUCUGUGAAACAAUGACGCCGAAGAAGAUCAUCAUCGACACCGAUCCUGGAAUCGAUGACGCCAUGGCGAUAUUCCUCGCGCUACGGUCUCCUGAAGUGGAGGUGAUCGGGUUAACGACCAUCUAUGGCAACGUCUACACCACUCUCGCAACCAUGAAUGCCUUGCAUUUGUUGGAGGUUGCUGGAAGGACUGAUAUCCCGGUGGCGGAGGGAUCUCAUGUUACGAUAACUAAAGGUACGAAGCUUCGGAUUGCUGAUUUCGUCCAUGGCUCUGAUGGACUAGGGAAUCAGAAUUUCCCCCCACCCAGUGGAAAGGCUAUCAAGCAAUCAGCAGCUGAGUUCCUUGUUGAGCAAGCAAGUCUUCACCCUGGGGAAGUCACUGUGGUUGCAUUGGGUCCACUGACAAAUCUAGCACUGGCUAUUGAGUUGGAUCCUGCCUUCGCAAAGAACGUUGGGCAGAUUGUUCUCCUUGGUGGUGCAUUUUGUGUGAAUGGCAAUGUGAAUCCUGCAUCAGAGGCAAAUGUCUUUGGUGACCCUGAGGCUGCUGAUAUUGUUUUCACUAGCGGGGCUGAUGUCGUGGCUGUUGGCAUAAAUGUGACACACCAAGUUGUUUUGACAGAUGCUGAUCGAGAGAAACUAGCAAAUUCAAAUGGAAAAUUUGCUCAGUAUUUGUGCAAAAUUAUGGGCAUCUACUAUUCUUAUCAUCAUGAUGCAUAUAGCACUAGAGGGGUCUAUCUUCAUGAUCCGACGACCGUUCUUGCAGCUGUAAAUCCUUCACUUAUGACUUACACAGAAGGUGUCGUUAGAGUCCAAACCGUCGGCAUUACAAGGGGACUCACGAUACUCUACAAUAAACAAAAGAGGUUUGAAGAGGUUACCGAGUGGUCUGACAAACCCACGGUAAAGGUAGCAGUGACUGUUGAUGCUCCCGCUGCUGUCAAACUGAUCAUGGAUCGUUUGAUGGAGUCAUGAACAAUAAACAGCGUUGCCAUCUGCUUCGUAAACUGUCUUACGGGUGCUAAGCUGAUUUGGAUAUUCUCAUUGUUAUGUGGAGUUUCUGUGGAUAUGGAUGAUGGUUAUUGAAGUCUAAUGACAGAAGUGAGCUGAGACAAUAAACCGAUGGUGUGUAAAUCUAAAUUGUAAUAUUCUCCAUGAGAAGUGAUAGAGCUUGGCUGGUUUUCUAUAUUCUUCAAAAUGCACUACCUGUUUAAUCUGAUAAAAGUGGAUGAAGCCUACUACUAAAGACUGCUGAAGUUCUGAUCAAACCCGGUUCCGUGAGAAGAUUGGAUUGCUUAUUUGCUUGUUAAGUAAGUAAAUAUUUGGGCCUAUGAACCUAUAGCUCUACCUGAAAUUCUUGCGCUCAAAAUCUGGUGAUUGAGACAGGAAAGUAUACCAACAUGCCGGGCUUCAUACUCGAGAAUACUUUAAUCUGAGGCACUCCGCCCUUAGAACUGCCAUUGACCGAACAUUUGCAGCAUUGACGACAGCUCCUCCGUACUCAUAACUCAUUGCAACACACAGGUCAAGCUCGUUAUAGCGUGCUGCGCCUUGCACAACUUCGCACGUAUGGAGACGAUAUUAUGUUAAUGCAGAUCGAGAUGUGGAAUGAUUAUAUUGGUGAUCUGUCCGUCAGCCAUGUAACUGUAAAAUGGGAGCUUGAAAGGUGGUGGUUUCUGGAGGAGGGGCAUUUGAAUUUAGUGUUUAUGAUUGGAGGGAUUCUUUAGCCACCACCAUUUUGGCCAUUUGGUUGGGGUAUAUAGAGAGUAGAACUGAUCCCUUCUUUGAUUGUUGGAAGUGCAGUUUCAGGCCUUCUGCAUGUACAGAAUCCGGAUGAUAUAUAAGGAAACGGGAAAUUGUUUAUUACAGUCCUUAAUUUUACCUUUUUAGUAUGGAAAUUAAAUAACUGUGAUAUCA